Messenger RNA from Iphiclides podalirius (scarce swallowtail), 417 nucleotides. Lineage: Eukaryota; Metazoa; Arthropoda; Insecta; Lepidoptera; Papilionidae. The record is from the annotation of a GenBank genome assembly.
AUGAAAUCCUUCGUCGCAGUAUUGUGCCUGGUGGCGUGCGUGGCUGCCGAAGAGAAUGUACGCGAGAAGCGCGGCUACCUCGGCGGUCAUUCGUCCAUCGGAGGCUAUUCCGGCAUCAGCGGUUAUUCUGGCAUCGGUGGCUAUUCCGGCAUCGGUGGCUACAGCGGCCACUCCGCGCCCGCCGCCCGCAUCGUCUCCGUCAACAAGGUGGUGAACGUGCCGAAGGUUGUCAGCGUGCCCCAGGUGGUGAACGUGAACAGGGUUGUCUCCGUGCCACAAGUGGUCACCGAGAACAGGCUGGUGGCCUCCCCCAGCUACUCGUCUGGUUUGAGCGGCGGCUACAGCGGCGGCUACAGCGGUGGCUACAGCAGCGGAGGCUCCAGCGGCGGAUAUGGCAGCGGCCACCUCAGCAGCUGG